Molecule: messenger RNA, 1892 nt
Organism: Oryza brachyantha (malo sina)
Lineage: Eukaryota; Viridiplantae; Streptophyta; Magnoliopsida; Poales; Poaceae
Product: beclin-1-like protein
Exons: 11
Coding region: 227-1726 (499 amino acids)
Biological process (GO): cellular response to nitrogen starvation; late endosome to vacuole transport; autophagy
Cellular component (GO): phosphatidylinositol 3-kinase complex, class III, type I; phosphatidylinositol 3-kinase complex, class III, type II; phagophore assembly site
Source: RefSeq, a predicted model, not a curated record
CGCACGCUACCCCUACCGGCGAUUCCGCCGCUCCGGCCGCCGUUGCCUUCCUCGCAACCGCGGCCGCGGCUUCUGCUCCUUCUCUCCUGCGCGCAAGCCCCCCCCCCCCUCGCUCCUCGCCGCCGACGCGGGAGGCUGCUGUCGCACGAUUUUUCCCGCGGGUACUUCUCUCCAGGGAGUUCCUGCCGGCUCUUCGGAUCGGGGUGCGGUUGCCUGCCGCGGCGAGAUGAAGCCCCCUGCGCCCGCCGCUGCGGGCGAUAAGGGCGGUGCGGCGGCGGUGGACCCGUCGCUGCCGCGGUUCAAGUGCCAGGAGUGCCACCGCGCGCUCGUCGUCGUCGGCGUGGAGUCCUUCACCGAUAAGCUCCCCGCUCACGCCGUCUCUGGUAUGAAUGCGUCUUCUUUUCAAGGCGGCGUUAUGGGGGCUAGCAGGAUGGACAAUUCUUAUGUAGUGCUGUCUAAGCAAAAUAGAUCACACGGCCAUGGAAUUCCCCCACGGCCACCAAGUGCAGCAGUCCCUCGUACCGAACCUAACCGGCCCACAAGGGCGAUGGAGGGGUCAUAUAUAGUGCUUCCACCUGCUGCCGCAUCCAUAUACAAGAUUUCUGGCUCUGAAGGAGGCAGUGCGCAGUUGUCACCAACAAGCAUGAACUCCAGUAGCCCGUUGCCAGGAAAUAAUUUCCACUCUAGCGUGACUGUAUUAAAACGGGCAUUUGAGAUUGCUACAUCACAAACACAGAUUGAACAGCCACUCUGUCUGGACUGUAUGAGGGUACUGUCUGAUAAAAUGGAUAAGGAAAUUGAAGAUGUUAAUACUGACAUUAAAGCUUAUGAGGCAUGUCUUCAACGUCUGGAGGAGGAAACCUACAAUAUCCUCAGUGAAGCUGACUUUCAGAAGGAGAAACAAAAGAUUGAGGAAGAAGAAAGGAAACUUAAAUCUGCUAUUGAGGAAGCUGAAAAGAAAUAUUCAGAAAUUUGUUCUGAGAUGAAGGGUCUUGAAACAAAAUCUAAACAGUUCGAAGAACUGGAAGAAAGGUAUUGCCAUGAUCUCAAUAGCUUUCAGUUUCAGUUGACAUCUCACCAGGAAGAAAGAGACGCAGUUUUGGCCAAGAUAGAAGUUUCACAGGUUCAUCUAGAAUUGUUGAAGCGUACAAAUGUUCUCAAUGAUGCAUUCUAUAUUUCACAUGAUGGAUUGAUUGGAACAAUAAACAACUUUCGUCUUGGCCGCCUUCCUAAUGUACAGGUUGAGUGGGAUGAGAUAAAUGCUGCUUGGGGACAGGCUGCUCUACUGUUGCAUACCAUGGCCCAGCACUUCACGCCAAAAUUUCAAUACCGGAUUAAGAUUCACCCUAUGGGAAGCUAUCCAAAAGUGACAGACAUCGACGACAAUACAUAUGAACUGUUUGGUCCUGUGAAUUUAUUCUGGAGUAGCCGAUUUGACAAAGCCAUGACAUGGUUUCUGACUUGCCUGCAAGAAUUUGCCGAGUUUGCUAUUAGUUUGGAUAAAGAGAACAAUGUACCACCUGAGAAGUCAUUGAAUCUCCCAUAUAAGAUUGAAGGUGACAAGGUAGGGAGCCAUACAAUCUUCUUAAGUUUUAAUAAACUCGACAACUGGACGAAGGCACUAAAAUACACGCUGUGCAACCUGAAGUGGGUUCUCUACUGGUUCAUCGGCAAUACAAGUUUCGCCCUUCCCUCGGGAUCUUUAGCGCAGUCUUCCAAGAGAUGAAGUCACUGGCUUCUGGAGCUGAUCGUAGCCGCAUAUUGACAAAUUGCAUUGGGUAGACCCGUUUACAAUGUACAGAAGUAGUAGAUACAGCUAGCUAGCUUUGCAGUUGUAUAUAUGAUUAACAUCGGAAUGCACAGUAUCUAGUUGUGCAGACAGGUUUGGAUGG